UUAACUUUGAUUGGCUGCGUGGUCAUGCAAAGAUAGAAUGUACUUAGUAUCAGAUGGUAGGAGUCAAACGAACGAGUUGCGGAUUCAAACAAAUGUGCAGCAAUGCUUGCAGAAGUAGAUCUUAUAGCGAGGAAGUACGUGCAGGAGGUUGGAUUGUUUAGUGGUUCCGACGCGAGCAUUGGACCUGCAGAAAAGAGAGAGGCAACUAUUGAGGUCUCGAGAAUACAUGAUAAUGUGAUAACCAUGACCGCGUGUAAUUCAAGUCCACUGAUUUAAAGCUUUGAGGCCGUCAAGUACUUUACGAAGAGUUGACGAAAGGCUUUUCUUUGUAGUCGGAGAAGUAGCGGCUAACUCGGGAACAGAUUGCAUGCCAUGCCAUAAGCAUUUGGAUAACGAUGGGCGUAGCUACUGCAUGGAGCUCGAAAAGCGAGGCAGAUUGAGUCCUUGAAUGUCGACGACGAAGUUUCAGAUGGAGGAGAGGUGGAUCCCGUUCAGAACUCCACGCAUCAAGUUGAGGAGGUUGGAGGAUAUUCUAAAUGACGAAGCGAGCUUGCUUCGCAGUGAUUGCCAACCAACUGAUUUCGGGUAUGGACGACUGAGCGAUGUGAGCAUCGCAGCUGGACCGAGCCCUUGUGAAGAGGUUGAGGCUCCUCUUGACACCGUCGUGCAUGCGGCUCAGAAGGAAGGACCGAGCCCGUGUCGAGAGGACAAUGCUCCUCUUGACACCGGCGGGGACUUGGCUCAGAAGGGAGGUCCACGGAAUAGAAUCUGGAGGCCUUCCAACAUCAACUGCUCCUCGCCUGAGAAAGUUCAGGAUUCAAGACUCGAGAGAGUUGUGCAUGGGCCUCGAGGUGAUCAACCCACUUCUUCGAACCCAACUCCUAAGGACCACCAUUACACUCACACCGUUGCUUCUCCGAAGGAAUCAUCCACCGAGCUCGGAGGUUUCAGAGAUGUUGAUAAGGUCCAAGAUAUAUGCAACGCUCCCAAGAUAUCCCCUCCUCCAUCGGAGAGCAGAGUGUCCAAGAGGAGAAGACUUCGGAGGCUCUCCGAAAUGGAAAGCAGCAAUGAAGAGAACACGCCGAAAGAGCUGGAAGUAAAACCAGCAAAAGAGAGCGCAUGUGACUUUGAUCUCAACCAGCCUCCACCAUUAACAUGGAAAGCUGCUCCUUAUAAACCCAAGAAGCACUUGUACUCGAGGUACAUAGCUGAACGGAAAGCGUUCGAGGAGUCAGACUCUGAUGAUGCGCGGUCGAUCGACUGUGACGUUGAGAUCGAAACAGUGCUUCAAAGCCUGAGGAAGGAACUAGAUGAGACUGUUGAGCUAGAUGACUCCAUAAGUGAUCUGGUUCGUGCACACCAAGGUCAUAGUUAUGAUUGUACAAAGGCUGGGGCGAGACAUUACACAACUUCCAUCACCAAACCAAGGGAUGGACAAUACCCUCAAACCACCUCCGAAGAACUUGGACAACUUGCACGUCGUGCUCGUUUGACAUAUGAGCUCUGAAAAGAGGCAGAUGGAGCAUUUCGUACUAUGUGAGGACGAAUCCACAAUACUCCAUGCGACUAGAGCAGCUUCUGAGUUUCAUCAAAAAGCGAGAGAGAAUCAGGUUUUAGUUAUUUUACUUCUUUCAAGUAGCCAGUUUUGAGUAAUGGCUACGUUGUUGUUUUGUAUGUACCCAAACGAGGACCGUAUGUGUCGAAAUAAUAUUUGUCUUUCGGCUUUCGGAUUUCAGCUUUGUAGGAAUUUUUCUAGUAAAAUAAAUGUUCCAUUUAGAAGGUGAUAGUGACCUCCUGUUCGGAUCCAGUGCAAUACUGUUGGAUGCAUGCACGUAUUGUGGAUAGAUCAUAUAUAUUCCAUCUUACACGCAACGACUUUGCACAACAUGCACUUGCAUCCUUUUUACAUCAAGACAAUGUUCUGAGCUCUUAACCCUUGGAUUACUAUGAACUGGCUUAUGAAGCAAAUUUUCCUUCAUAAUAUUUUGAUGUCC
This is a messenger RNA of Marchantia polymorpha subsp. ruderalis, 1994 nucleotides long. The record is from the annotation of a GenBank genome assembly. NCBI's taxonomy places the organism in Eukaryota, Viridiplantae, Streptophyta, Marchantiopsida, Marchantiales, Marchantiaceae.